GUUUAUUGUAAUAUAACACUGUAUUAUCCGCUAUAAAAAUUGUGUUGUGUAUAGUGUAUUACACAGCUAUCUGUACAAAUUCAACGUUUGUUUUGAAUAAAAUCGGUAGCAAGUAUUAAGCGCUUUUUAAAUAUGAUAUAAAUAAUAUAAUAAAUAUGAAAAGUCAUGCUUGUGCCAUUAUUACUAACUGUGGUCAUCACACUGAUAUUGCCUUAAAGAUUUACAGUAAUCGUGUAUUAAUAAUUGCAACCCAUUUCAAGAAGUUUGGAUCAUUAAUAACAGUAACUAAAGGAUCUUCGUUUCAUCAGUUUAAUAAUAGUAUAUUCUCUGCAAAGGUUUUGUUUGGAAGAGAUGAUAUUGAAAUUGUGGCAGCUGCUCGUUAUAUAGCAGAACAGAUUAAUUUAGAUAAACCAUUAUUGAUAUCAUUAUCCUUAAAAAAUUAUGAACCAGAUACUUUGAGAGCUAUUGCUAAUGCUCUAAAAGAAUUAAAGUAAUAUUACUGUUAUAAAACAAAUGUGUAAAUAUGAGUUUGAUAUUUGGUCAAUUAGUAAUUGGUCCACCAGGAAGUGGAAAAACAACAUAUUGCCAUGUUAUGAGCAAGUUUUUGGAAAAACUUGGUAGAAAAGUGGCUAU
Osmia lignaria (orchard mason bee) is the source of this 633-nucleotide messenger RNA. NCBI's taxonomy places the organism in Eukaryota, Metazoa, Arthropoda, Insecta, Hymenoptera, Megachilidae. The record is from RefSeq and is a predicted model, not a curated record.